CCGAGCGAGGGAGGCGGCGGGGCCGAGGAGCGACGCCGCUGCGGGUGCCGCGGCCGCCCUUAGCGCGCCCGCUCCGGGCGCACACAAAAGGGGCCUCCGCCCGUGCCUGGGCCGCGGCCUCCGCCUCGCCUGGGGCGCCAGAGGGCGGCUAGGCGGCCGGCCAGGCGGGCGGGCGGAGGCAGGAGGCGGGGCGUCUGCCCGGGGGCCCCGUGCGCCGAGUCAUGGAGGCUCAGUGUGCGAGCGGCCAUUGAGGGGAGCGGAGCGGCGCGUUUCGCCAGAGCCGGGCCAGGCAGGCAGGCAGGCGGAGGAGCGCAGCGCCCCGGCGUCGCCAGCCCCUCCUCGGCCCUCCUCCAGCCGCCCCGGCCGGGCCGCCCUUCCUCCCCGCCUCGCAGGGCGGCGGCGAUGGAGAUGAAGAAGCGCAUCAACCUGGAGCUGCGGAACCGCGCGCCCGAGAAGGUGGCUGAGCUGGUCCUUGACAAUUGUCAGUCUAGCAAUGGUGAAAUCGAAGGUCUGAAUGACACCUUUAAAGAAUUAGAGUUUCUCAGCAUGGCCAAUGUCGAGCUGACGUCCCUGGCCAAGCUCCCCACCUUGGCUAAGCUCCGAAAGCUGGAACUGAGCGACAACCUCAUUUCAGGAGGUCUGGAGGUCCUGGCAGAGAGAUGUCCAAAUCUCACCUAUUUAAAUCUGAGUGGCAACAAAAUCAAAGAUCUCAGCACGGUGGAAGCUCUUCAAAAUCUGAAGAACUUGAAGAGUCUUGAUUUGUUUAACUGUGAAGUCACAAACCUGGAAGAUUAUAGAGAAAGCGUCUUUGAGCUGCUUCAGCAAAUCACAUACUUAGACGGAUUUGAUCAGGAUGAUAACGAAGCCCCCGACUCGGAAGAUGAAGAUGAUGAAGAUGGAGACGAAGAUGAGGAUGAAGAAGAUGAAGAUAAAGCUGGUCCCCCAGGAGAAUAUGAAGAGAAUGAGGAGGAAGAAGACGAUGGUUCAGACUUGGGGGAGGGUGAAGGUGAAGAGGAGGAGGAGGAGGAGGAGGAAGUGGGCCUUUCAUAUUUGAUGAAAGAAGAGAUUCAGGAUGAAGAGGAUGAUGAUGAUUAUGUUGAGGAGAGAGAGACUGAAGAAGAGGAAGAAAGUGUCCGAGGGGAGAAGAGGAAACGUGCCGCUGAAGACGAGGGAGAUGAGGAGGAGGAUUAAGUUGUAGAAAACAAAAUAGGACCAGAUACAUUAUGUUGCAGGAUAUGCAAUAGUGGUAUGCAGGCUUGUGUGUCUCCAUGUAUCAUAGGUAUCCCUACAGAAAAUAUUAAUGUGUUAACUUUUUUAUAGGAAGUGUGUUUUUACUAUUUUGCCCUUUUUAUCAUUCCAACUAAGACACAAUAGCCCAUUAUUGAUCAUGUGCAUAGAACACUGUUUUUAUCCCCUUAAUCACUGACCCCACCUCCAUCCCCAUUUUUCCCAGGUUUUUCCUACUGAGUUUUGACAUGGGCAUGCUGUUAGUUCUAGCCACAGUUAACUCAGACAGAUUCUACACUUUUUAAUUCAGAGUUUUAGGAUUGUACUCUUAAAAGACAAAUAUAUUGCAAUGUGAUAACCAGCUUUUUUAUAGAACGGCCUCUAUCAGACAUGAAAUGGGAACUGUGUGAAAGCAAGAACUUCAAUAUUAUUGAAGGGGUUCAUUUUAAAGGGACGUCUGAAGAAUGCAUAGACAGGCUGAAGUCCCAUCUUUCCUGCUUGUUCAGAAUUUUGUGUCUUUUUUCGCGUAGGUAGUACACACACUUAAUUCCCUGCACAUCUUUAAGGAAUGCAUACAAUCAUUUUUAUGAUGGAGUCUUGCUUUGUUCUCAAAUGCUUGUGCUUAAAAAAAAAAAAGAUAACCUGGAAAUAACUACUUCCAAUUUAUUUGCCAUAUGUUUUGUUAUAUCCAUUAUAUUUCUCCUGGGCAGCCAGGACCUGUAUUUCUGGUACAAACAUCAGAACUUUACUUCUAGAGGUAAUAAUUAGAAUCCUCAAAUUCUCAGGCUUUCAUUAUUUGUUUUAAUUUGGAAACUUUUCUUUCUGUUUCCCCUCCAGCAGUGCUUGGCAACAGGCUUCACCAGUAUCCUAAGCUUGUAGCAGAGCACUGGGAAGAGAAGCCAAGCUGCUUGUCUCCGGAUAAGGGGGAUGGCAGGAAACGUUGGGCUUCUGGCCAUUUCCCUGCACUCCUGAAGCCAGCUGGGAAGAGCUGGUUGUGCAGGGCCGUUUCUUACCUUAACAAAGGGUUAUGGAGAAUGGUGGACUAGCUGACCAUUGUCCAUGGGUCUAGUUGGGGCCACAGGCCAUACAAAGUUUCCCUGAGAGUAUGUGUCUUACUGAAGAAAAGUUUUUGAAGGACUCCCUUCAGCAAGAAAUUUUGUUCAAAUGUGGAAAACUUCAGCAAUGUUUUCACCGUAGAUGUCUAGGGAUUCAAGACGAGUCCUUUCUCUGAUAGCCAUGAACUGGCCUUCGUGGGGCUCAUAGACUGCUUUUUAGAAACAAAUAGAAAACUUGGCAUGCAGCGCUCCUUCAGUCCUCUGUCAUGACAAACUAACCUGUAUUGUUAAAUAGAUAUUUUACCCAAAUAAUACACAGUUGUAUUCCAGAGAGACUAUUUUUUUAUUAUCUGUCCUGCCUAAAAGAAUCUGUCACUAAUUCGGGUAUAGAUAAAAGGGGUAUUUUUACAUAGAUGGUGGAGUUGACCCGUGCUGCACUUGCCUGUGAAUAUAAAUAAUGCAUUACAUUACACACAUUGGCACACUUUGUAUGUGACAUCAGACUCUUAAUUUAGUUUCGAUGGCACUGCAUUCAAGAAGAGCAACAAAACCUAGUAAUUUUUUUCUGAAUUAUCAUCCAUAGAGUGAUAUAGCACAGAUAAUUUUAAAGAUGUUCAAACAGAAUGAAGUGCAUAUGGCAGUUUAGCAGUUUUGAAUAAAUAUCUUAACGUAAAAAGUUUGGUAAAGCUUUACCCCAAUCUUGUUACUACACCUGUGUAUGAAUAAUGAAUUUAAAAAUUUCAAAGUGCACAAUGUGUUGUCAUGGAGAAUCUGUAUUCAAUGCAGUUGCUUUGUAUUAACUCUGAUUUCUCAAAGUCUUCCCCCAUGCCUUCUGAUUUAAAUUUUUAAUUUUUUAUUAGUCUCAGCAAAUAAUACAACCUUCCCAUUACAAGAAGAAAAGAAUAAACAAAGUCACCGGCUUAUAAUGAUAAAUCAUAUACUUUAGAAUGGUCCAGUCUUGUGCCUUUAGUAUGCUCUGAUGCACGUGACAGAAUUGUGCAGCGAUAUUACCCACAUUUGUGAUGGUGGAAGUAUGCAGAUUUCCACACACAAAGGAAUUUGUCUUCUGAUCCAGUUCCUCUAUUGAAAUUGGCAGGGAAGGAUUUGUGAGCAAAGUAUAUAUCCAAAUUCCAGCAGCAAUACAAAAUUGCUGAAUGGAUGGGUUUUUAAAUGGCUCAUUUCAUAAAUUCACUUCAGUUACUACUUUUAGUAAAGUUUAGAUUCAGCCAUUCGAAAGACUGAAAGGUGUCAAGAUUUAGUGGAGUAAAAUUAAACAAGCUUAACAGAAUGGUUAUACAUGGCACAUCCAGUAGUUUUACAACUAAGAAUCAUUGUGUAUUAAAACUAUUAUAACCAACUAAAUGUAUUGCCAAUGUUUUUAGUUGUCAGCUUAGCAUACAAUCAAAAUAGAGCUUUUCUUCCCUUUUAAACAAAAAUAAACCCAGAGCUUCUUGAUAACUUUUGAAUAUCUUUUUUGCUUGUAGGGUCCUUUAAUGGAAAACAAGGGUGGGUUUUAUAUUUGGUAGAGGUUUUUUCGUCCUGUUUGAAUCCUCUUUAUAUGGCAAUAUGUAUAUAGUAUGUUCAGUUCCUUUUCAAAUUCUGAAAAAACAGACAAAAUUUGGAAGUAAUUGAUUUUUGUGCAACUGUGUUUUGAAAAAGCCAUGACAGUGUUAAAUAAAACAAACUCCUACAGCACACUUCUGACGAUUUUAGUUGUAACAAAAUGUGAGUGUUUCCCCCGUGUGAUGUAAAUUUUAAAUUAAAGAUUUUCAGUCUGAAAAACU
Molecule: messenger RNA, 4066 nt
Organism: Eublepharis macularius
Lineage: Eukaryota; Metazoa; Chordata; Lepidosauria; Squamata; Eublepharidae
Gene: ANP32E
Product: acidic nuclear phosphoprotein 32 family member E
Exons: 7
Coding region: 403-1191 (262 amino acids)
Biological process (GO): regulation of apoptotic process
Cellular component (GO): nucleus
Molecular function (GO): phosphatase inhibitor activity; histone binding
Source: RefSeq, a predicted model, not a curated record